Messenger RNA from Carassius carassius (crucian carp), 1731 nucleotides. RefSeq names its product spexin hormone (gene spx). NCBI's taxonomy places the organism in Eukaryota, Metazoa, Chordata, Actinopteri, Cypriniformes, Cyprinidae. The transcript is spliced from 4 exons. The record is from RefSeq and is a predicted model, not a curated record. Gene Ontology annotation, molecular function: neuropeptide hormone activity. The coding region runs from base 861 to 1262 and encodes 133 amino acids.
UAUUAAUAUUAAUAUAUUUUUUCUCUUGUGACCUAAAGAAUGACAAACGUUGCCUCAAGUAUAUUGAGGAAUGAGACAAACUUGUUUUCUUCGGUCUAGUUUUGUACUUGUUUUGUAAUCUAUUUCCAAGACCAUACACAUUUAAGGUGUAUGCUUCUUAUCCAUUAUUACUCCCUUCUAGAAGAGACAUAAAUUGCCAGUAAUUUGACGGCAGAGCCCAGCAGAUAUUUAUAUAUGUUGUGUCAGCAGGGAAACCCCAUCAGCCGCUAACUGUUCAUUCAUAAAAAACGAUUAGCUGGUGUAUUUGAGACGCUUCAUUGCUGAAGGUGUAAACAUAUCAAUACUUUCCGCCCUCUUCUUUUCAUUAGUUAGCUAUUAAAAGUGCACACGAAUGGAAAUUUCUCUUCAGCAGCUCUAAAAAGCAUCCUAGCUUACAGAUGUAAGCGUAGCCAGCCCUGCAAACGCGUCUUCAAACGUCAUAGCAGCAAAGUAGCCUUAUUAGUUUUAAAGGAAGGGGGUAACUAAUCGCUCUGAAAGGUUCGUGGUCCGGCCCUGUUGUGAAUCAAUGGGACUUGACCUAUAGCUGAAGACUAAUUCAUUCAAAAUUCCCCCACCCUGAUGAUUAUAAAUAUCAAGGACAGACUUCACACUCUUCACUUUUGAUCUCGCCUCUGAGACUCAGCAGCAGAAGACAACGUCUGACACUAUGAAAGUAAGUCCACAUUCAUGCUUGUGUUUGUCUCGUGCACUUUUAGCAAUUCACUUGUAACUAGACAGAAUAAAAAAAAUUUAAAUGAAGAAGCUACCAGGAAUUUUUAUGAAUUUAGGAAUGUUGUAUUAAUACUUUUGUGCAUAAUGUAAUGAGCAUUGUAGAGAAAAUUUACAGUGUUACAAAAGGCCAACUGCAAUGUUCUUGCACAUGGGAAGUUAUAUAUUUUAACACAUCUUCACCCUUUCAGGAUUUAAGGACUCUUGCGGCUUACGCACUUGCGCUGUUACUUCUGGCAACAUUUGUGUCCCAUUCCUGGAGUGCGCCCAUGGGCAGUUUUCAGCGUCGGAAUUGGACGCCCCAAGCCAUGUUAUAUCUGAAGGGCACACAGGGACGCCGCUUUGUGUCAGAAGACCGAAAUGAAGGGGACUUGUAUGACACAAUACGCUUGGAGUCACAAAGCCAAAACACAGAAAACCUGAGCAUCUCUAAAGCGGCUGCAUUUCUCUUAAAUGUUCUCCAGCAAGCCAGAGACGAGGGUGAGCCUUACUGAAACCGGCUCAAAGACCGCCAACAACUCACUCUUUCAUCUGAAUGCUUCCUGUUUUGUGAGCCAUGUGGGAAUUUAAUGUUUUCAAGUUCAUCCUCCGCUACAGCGCUGCCUGUGUUUGACAUCUCUGAAGGUUCACCACUCACUGUUCAACACUAUUACAGUCAGAUUUGAGUAAUGUAGAGUUCUGUGUUUCUCCAGAUUGUUUGGACUGAUCUGUGAAAUAACCACUGAUAGUAAGGUUUUUUAUUAUUAUUUCUUUCAGGGGAAAUAUUAGGUUGCUUUUUCAAGACAUAUCAUCUUGGAAAAGAGACUAUUUAUGAUGAUCGAAAUUAUGUGUAAUUUAAAAUUAACUGUACAGUUUUGUUUUGUCCUUUUCAUUUUCUCAUGUUAAAUCAACAUGUGAAUUGACUGGUCUGUAAAAUACAUAUUUACGAAUGUGUGAAAAUUUUCUCAAUUAAUUAAACUGAAU